UUGCUGAUUUCUAUCUACCUUUUGGAGCCACCUAGAAAGCUAAUCCUUGUUUUGAUCUGCAGUUGCUCGCGCUACUAUCGUAGCUUUUCUGGCGUCACGAUGCCCCGGCUCAUACGCCGCCAACCAUUGGCAGAGCGCAUCAAAUCCUACCUAAACCCCUUGGACUUUCUCCUAUGGCUGUCGGAAGAGAUAGAUGCAAAUGAUUGGGAUCAGUUUGAGAAGGACUGGGCGCUGCCUUUGGGUGUGGUCUUGAAUGUGGUCUUUCUAAUCGCAAGAGCCAACACUCAACCCAGUGGCGGGAGAGCCAUAGAUGAUGUUUUUGGCGAAGAUGGGGGCACUCCUUGGCUCAGCUGGUUUGCUUCGUUCGUCGUUCAUCUCCUCGUUUGUUUUACCGGGCUCAAUAGUUUCUAUACAUUUUACCGCAAACGACACUAUCGCAUGUUUGAAGCAUCAAUUGACCGCGCACCUGCGACACCAUCAGCUCACCGUGUACGGGUUGACUCAACUCCGGCCUCACCGCUGCGAUACCUUGCCAAUGUGGUUUCCGGGUCGGCACGAUCAAGAGCGCACCCCGAUGCGCAGCGUGACGUGUGGGAGCUUGCAGUCUGGGACCCUCUACCGAUUUGCCUGCGAUUGUUCUGCCUGUUUAGUCCUGGGCAUGUCUUAGUUUACUGGCUUUUCCUGCCUACACAAUUAUCAGAUCCGCGACCAAGCGUUACCAUUGUGACGACAAUCUUCUUGACAACGCUUCUGUCAGUACAGAUGACAUUCCUAUCAACUUCCUUCAAGCAGCAGGCAAAGGACUCUACCCUGGUACAUAAGGAAGUGUUGAAAGAGUAUGACACAAAAUAUGUGCAUCCUCGAACUCAGCCUUUAAUGAGAGAUGUCGGGACUCAGUUUUCCGACGCAGAUGUCACCCAAUCCGGCUCUAAAUCCAAGUCUAAUAAAGUGGACACUUAUACUCCUACCUUCAUUGUCCAGCGGGGCUUCAAGACUAGCCCGAACCCCAACUACCUUAAACAUGUUGACCCGGAUGGUAUUUCAUCUGGACGUCAAUCACUAACUGGAACCCCUUCUGGCCCAUCUCAAUACCAAGGCCCACUGCAAACACCAAGUCAUUUGCGGGACACUUCUCCUAUUGUUCGAGGCCCUGUCUCGUCAAUUCGGCAGCCGCAGUUCCGUCAAACCCCUACCGCCACGGGAGAUGGUGGUAGUCUGGGUAUUUACUCGCAUGCUAAUUCCCCUUUGAGGAAAUCAAGUUCCACGAACUUUGACCGCCGUCUCCAGAGUACUGGGGAUUUCUUCUAUAGAGAGCGAGGCGCAAGUCCAAUGAAGAAGCCGUCUAGUCCGCUGAAGAGGAGCAAUGUUCCUGGUGACGCGAGCCCCAUUGCAUCAGGCUCAAGACGAUCUCAUCUUGACUUGCGUCGCCAGACAGGAAGAUUCUAG
This is a messenger RNA of Aspergillus nomiae NRRL 13137, 1446 nucleotides long. RefSeq names its product Nur1/Mug154 family protein. NCBI's taxonomy places the organism in Eukaryota, Fungi, Ascomycota, Eurotiomycetes, Eurotiales, Aspergillaceae. The annotation marks the transcript as partial. Gene Ontology annotation, biological process: regulation of exit from mitosis; maintenance of rDNA. The record is from RefSeq and is a predicted model, not a curated record. The transcript has 2 exons.